UCCGCUGGAGGCUGCACCAGUUGUCAUCAGCUGGCAUGAUGGGUUAUAAGCUUACUGGUUUAUAAAGUUACAGGUACAUUAGCAGUCUCCAACUGCAUCAAAAGCUGUAGCUGUUUUGUAUUUCUUUUGACGGGCUGCUCCUCUGCUUUUUUACAUUGGGUGUUUGCAGGAGCUUUGCUGAAUCACUUUCUCUUCAAAACUACGAAAUGUCUAUGUACCUUCAGUGCAAACAGAUCAGUACGAUGAUGGCGCUGCGUUCGUGGCAGACAGUGCACCCACAUAGACCCCUCAUCAGAUUCAGAAAUGGACCCAUGGCAGUGUCUUCAGAGCGCCCAAGUACCAUCUCGUCUGUUCAGGUGGCGGCGCCACCCAGCGCCCCUAGCGCCCCUAGCGGCGGCAGCAGGAAGUGGAGCGUGGUGCACGCCGGCCCCGUGCUGGAGGAGUGGCAGGUCCCAGCCCGCUACCGCCGCCUUCCGAUGGACGAAAAGGAGAUGGAGGCUAUCAAUAUGGGAGGCUCCGCGUAGCGCCGCGGUCGGCCGGCGGUAGCAGCGACGGCGCGAGAGCGAGUGUGAAUGACGGGUCGACUCCGAGGCGACCGGGCCGUCAGCGGCCGCC
Messenger RNA from Pollicipes pollicipes, 615 nucleotides. Its product is annotated as 28S ribosomal protein S36, mitochondrial. The transcript has 4 exons. Gene Ontology annotation, cellular component: oxoglutarate dehydrogenase complex. Bases 207 to 524 code for a protein of 105 amino acids. Gene Ontology annotation, biological process: 2-oxoglutarate metabolic process. Lineage: Eukaryota; Metazoa; Arthropoda; Thecostraca; Pollicipedomorpha; Pollicipedidae. Gene Ontology annotation, molecular function: oxoglutarate dehydrogenase (succinyl-transferring) activity. The record is from RefSeq and is a predicted model, not a curated record.